Molecule: messenger RNA, 3314 nt
Organism: Scophthalmus maximus (turbot)
Lineage: Eukaryota; Metazoa; Chordata; Actinopteri; Pleuronectiformes; Scophthalmidae
Product: procollagen galactosyltransferase 1-like
Exons: 12
Coding region: 323-2152 (609 amino acids)
Molecular function (GO): procollagen galactosyltransferase activity
Source: RefSeq, a predicted model, not a curated record
CUUAAAGGGGAGGACAGCAGAUCGCACAAGGGAAACCCAGCCCCUUGAAUCCACUCCGGCUUUACGGGAUGUAACAUGUUGAGCAUGUGAAAUGAAAUACGCCACAUCUUGAUCCGAACCUGACGUUGAUACACAAGGAGGACGCCCCGCUUCAGAGAGCCCCGCGUCGGUUCCCCCCUUCAACCCGUGCGGACAUGCCCUUUAAAGGAGCCUCCGCCAUGCAUGCACUGUCGGCAUAACACAACAGCGGGACCGCCAGCCUCCACAUCCCCAGCGCCCCUUCUCUGUCCGCCGCGUCAGCAGAGAGCGCCUCUCCCUUGCCAUGCCCCGGGUUAGCUCGCUGCUGCCCGCGCUGCUGUUCCUUGUCCUGCCGGGCCUGAGCCGGGGAUACUUCCCCGAGGAGCGCUGGAGCCCCGAGUCUCCGCUCCUCGCUCCCCGGGUCGUCAUCGCGCUGGUCUGCCGCAACUCGGCGCACUCCCUGCCGCUGUACCUCGGUGCCAUCGAGCGCCUCCGCUACCCGAAGGAGCGCGUUGCGCUGUGGGUGGCGACAGACCACAACAUAGAUAACACCACAGCCAUCCUGAGAGAUUGGCUCAUCAAGGUGCAGAAUGACUAUCACUAUGUGGAGUGGAGACCUGACGAUGAAUCCAGUGCCUUUGAAGACGAGGCGGGACCUAAGCACUGGAAUAAUCCCCGGUAUGAACAUGUGAUGAAGCUCCGUCAGGCAGCGCUGGACACCGCCCGCGAGAUCUGGGCCGACUACUUCCUGGUGGCUGACUGUGACAACCUGCUCACCAAUCAGGAUGUGUUGUGGAAACUGAUGACGGAGAACAACACCAUUGUAGCUCCCAUGCUGGAGUCCAGAGCAGCUUACUCCAACUUCUGGUGCGGCAUGACUUCACAGGGUUACUACAAGCGUACACCGGCCUACAUGCCUAUACGUAAGCAAGAGCGUCGUGGCUGUUUCGCUGUACCCAUGGUCCACUCUACCUACCUGGUGGACCUACGGAAAGAGGCCUCCCGUCGGCUGGCAUUUUAUCCACCUCACCCGGAGUACAGCUGGGCCCUGGAUGAUGUCAUCGUCUUUGCCUACUCAGCUCGCAUGGCAGAUGUGCAGAUGUAUGUGUGCAACAAAGAGACGUAUGGGUAUUUGCCGGUGCCGAUGCGCUCCCACGCAUCCUUGCAGGAUGAGGUGGAGAGCUUCUUGCACACACAGCUCGAGGUCAUGGUGAAAAAUCCUCCGUUGGAGCACUCAAGUUUCCUGUCUCUUCCUCCCAAGCAGCCUAACAAGAUGGGCUUUGAUGAGGUGUUCAUGAUAAAUCUGGUGCGGAGAGCUGAUCGUCGUGAGCGAAUGCUGAGAACUCUGUACGAGCAGGAGCUCAGCUGUAAGGUUGUUGCUGCUGUGGAUGGCAAAGCUCUGAACAAGUCUGAUGUUGAGUCUAUGGGGAUUAAGAUGCUUCCAGGGUACAAAGACCCUUAUCAUGGUAGACCUCUCACCAAGGGUGAACUGGGUUGUUUCCUCUCUCAUUACAACAUCUGGAAGGAGAUCGCCGACCGUGGGCUGCAGACAUCCCUGGUCAUCGAGGACGACCUCCGCUUCGAGGUUUUCUUCAAACAUCGUCUCCAGACUCUGCUGCAGGAGGUGACGACACACAAGCUGGACUGGGAUCUCAUUUACAUCGGACGGAAGCGCAUGCAGGUGGACCAUCCGGAGAAGUCUGUGCCCAACAUACACAAUCUGGUGGAGGCUGACUACUCCUACUGGACACUAGGCUACUUGUUGUCGUUACAAGGAGCUCAGAAGCUCCUCAGGGCCGAUCCACUGAGAAAGAUGCUUCCUGUCGACGAGUUCCUCCCUGUCAUGUACGACAAACAUCCAGUUUCCGAGUACAUGGACCACUUUGAGCGGCGGGACCUGCGUGCCUUCUCUGCCGAGCCUCUCCUGGUUUACCCGACCCAUUACACCGGAGACCAAGGCUACAUCAGCGACACGGAAACAUCGGUGGUUUGGGACAACGAAAAGGUCAAAACCGACUGGGACCGAGCCAAGUCGAGGAAAACUCAGGAGCAGGAGGAGCUGAGCUUUGAGGCCCAGAACUCGGACGUACUGCAGUCUGAACUGGAGAACUGGAGCGCGAGGGACGAGCUGUGAUGGAGAAGAGAAGUCGUUAGGGGGAGUGAGAGGGAACCCUGGCGUGCAGAGAUAAGGAUGAGCGGAGAUAGAACAAAGCUGUGAUCGUGGGGGGAAAUGGGAUAAGAUGGAAGGAAUAAAACAUAAAGCAGUAGAAGAGGGAGGGAAGGCAGAGCAGAUGGAAACAGGGUUGAGUGGGGACAGAUGCUUUCCUUUUACAUUUCUCUCUCCACUAUUUGAUCUCUUUUCUUAAAAGAGAAGGUUCGAUGUAGAGAUAACUCUUGAAGAGUCAGAUAGCAGCUUUUGUUUUAUUUAUGGCAUCCAAUGCACAUCCCUUGACCACAGCCUGGUCCAUUAAUAAUCCCAUUAUUUUUAUUAUAAUUUUGCCCAUCUUACAGUAUUGAAGUGCUUUUACAAAGCAGAAGAUCUUUCAGAUAUGCAGUAUUCCUCAAACACAACCUCUAAUGAUUGUGUGUGACAUUUCAACUGCCCAGCAGAAUUUCACAUUGCAUAAAUUCCCUAUAUAAAAGCUGAGGUGUGGUUUGGGUUAAAAAUGGGAUCUCAUAAAAAGAUGAUAUCACUUUGUUUUGGACUGACUUAAAAAAGUUCUCAUCAAACUAAUGCAACUUCUUAUCACUAGUUGCAUUUUCUCUAGUUGUGACGAGUUUUACUUUUAUAAUAGUAGUUAUAAUAGUCCCUCGAGAAGUAAAAUCGUCCAAUAAAUCAGGAGAAUGACAACAGAAGUGUAACUUUGUUUAGAUGAAAAACUCUUUGUUUUUCCUGCUUUCCUCUUCUUUUAAUCAUCUUGUGUCCCCAUUUUCAUUUUGUGAGGCCUUAUGGGGGCCCCGCCCCCAGGUUGGAAACCACUCUGUCUUCUUCUUCACCUUUCCUAGUGACUAGAAACUCCAUGCUGUUUACUUCCAAGUAGCUAGUGUCUUAUUUAUUUUACAUUUUUUAGGUUAUUACUUGACCUUACUUAUUUUUUCACUCGUGAAUGUAUUAGUGUUUUCCUUUAUUUUGCUUUUUUUAACACGUUACAUAUACAUAUUGCAGUUUUGACCCUAAACUUGCAGCCUUCGAUGCAUUUUGAUCAGAACGCUUCUCAUGUUUUGUCUCUCUUCAGUCUUUAUGAAGUCUUUUUUUUUUUUUUUACCAAAGAACAAAUAAAAUAUUUUAUAAUGAA